Messenger RNA from Durusdinium trenchii, 861 nucleotides. NCBI's taxonomy places the organism in Eukaryota, Dinophyceae, Suessiales, Symbiodiniaceae. The record is from the annotation of a GenBank genome assembly.
AUGCAACCUCCAGCUCAUGGCGAAUCUUCCUUGCUAGCUGCAAAGCGUUUGCAUCAAGAAGUCCCACCACACCGCUGGUGUGUGACCUUGCAGGAGUUCCAGCACUUUGUACGGGACGUGCGAGUUGCGUGGCGAGCAGGACUCUGGGGACAAGUUCCAUCUCAUUCUACGAUCUCUUUUCAAGAUGACAGCUCCGGGCCGAAUGUCUACCAGGUGAACGAAGACUUUGUCAAGCCAUGCACACUGCGAGCUGGAGGAAUGAGCUACGCAUUGAUGCUGCAUUCGGGUGGACUGGAUUGUGAGGUCUUCGUCUCCCAUGCGUGGGCGGAGGGUAUUUUUGAGCUUUGCAUCUGUGUGAAAUAUGGCUGGGUGGUUGGCAAGCAAAACCUCUACUGCUGUCUGUUGGCCAAUCCACAAAACUUGGACAUCGGCGAAGUCUUGGGCAACACUCCUUCAGCAAGCCCCUUUGCAGCCGCACUGAACAGUGCUUCGCACAUCAUUGUGGCACCAAACCGUGCAGUUUCGGUCUAUUCUCGAUUGUGGUGCGUCUACGAAGCAUAUCUCGCGGCCAAACAAGAGAAGAUUUUCGUGAUGCCAGCGAUCUCCAACACCUCUCAGUGCUUAAGCCUCCAUUGCCAGUGGCUAUUCCUUCCUGUACUUUGCGGCAUUUUGUUGGGUGGGUUGCUUUCUUGGCUGGUCAGCAAAUAUGCAAGGCCAAAACAAGAGGUUGCUACAGGAUUAGCAAUAUUGGUCUACUUAAACCUUGGCAAUAUGUUGGUGCACAUCUUAUGGCGCGACACUGUCGCAAGCUGCGUGCUAUGUGGUGGACGGAUUCAUUUUUGCUUCUCACUUCUUUCUUGA